This is a messenger RNA of Caenorhabditis briggsae, 876 nucleotides long. It is a transcript of the gene Cbr-exc-4, whose product is annotated as Protein CBR-EXC-4. The transcript has 3 exons. The record is from RefSeq and is a predicted model, not a curated record. Gene Ontology annotation, cellular component: cytoplasm; apical plasma membrane. Gene Ontology annotation, biological process: chloride transport. Gene Ontology annotation, molecular function: chloride channel activity. The coding region runs from base 1 to 876 and encodes 291 amino acids. Lineage: Eukaryota; Metazoa; Nematoda; Chromadorea; Rhabditida; Rhabditidae.
AUGGCAGACGCUUACCAAAUCCAAUCAAAUGGCGGCGAUUCGCUGUCGAAACCGCUUCUCGAGCUUUACGUCAAAGCGUCUGGAAUCGAUGCGCGGCGCAUUGGAGCCGACUUGUUCUGCCAGGAGUUCUGGAUGGAACUGUACGCUCUGUACGAGAUUGGCGUAGCGCGUGUCGAAGUCAAAACCGUCAACGUGAAUUCCGAAGCGUUCAAGAAGAACUUCCUGGGUGCACAGCCACCGAUCAUGAUCGAGGAGGAGAAAGAGUUGACUUACACUGAUAAUCGAGAGAUCGAAGGGCGCAUCUUCCACCUGGCAAAGGAGUUCAAUGUGCCACUCUUUGAGAAGGAUCCGUCGGCUGAGAAGAGAAUAGAGAACUUGUACAGAAACUUCAAACUCUUCCUGCGCGCCAAAGUCGAAUUUGACAAGGGAAAGAAGGAGCCAUCGAGAGUGGAGGACUUGCCAGCACAGAUCAAAGUGCAUUACAACCGUGUCUGUGAGCAGCUCUCCAAUAUUGAUCAGCUGUUAUCCGAGAGAAAGACACGCUACUUGCUUGGAAACAGUAUGACAGAGUAUGACUGUGAAUUGAUGCCACGUCUUCAUCACAUUCGUAUCAUUGGGUUGUCGCUUCUUGGAUUCGACAUCCCACACAAUUUCACUCAUCUCUGGAACUACAUUCUCACCGCUUACCGUACCGCGGCGUUCAUUGAGAGCUGUCCAGCCGAUCAGGAUAUAAUUCAUCAUUAUAAGGAGCAACUGAAUCUGUUCACAAACCAGCGAGAAACGCUCCAAUCGCCCACGAAAACCCAUACGAUUCCAGAAAAGGUGCUCUCGGAUAUUCGUGUCAAAGGACUCGCACCAGAUGUGAAUGUUCACUAG